This is a messenger RNA of Phyllostomus hastatus (greater spear-nosed bat), 3742 nucleotides long. It is a transcript of the gene NYAP1, whose product is annotated as neuronal tyrosine phosphorylated phosphoinositide-3-kinase adaptor 1. The record is from RefSeq and is a predicted model, not a curated record. The transcript is spliced from 7 exons. NCBI's taxonomy places the organism in Eukaryota, Metazoa, Chordata, Mammalia, Chiroptera, Phyllostomidae. Gene Ontology annotation, biological process: neuron projection morphogenesis; phosphatidylinositol 3-kinase/protein kinase B signal transduction. The coding region runs from base 426 to 2960 and encodes 844 amino acids.
GACCAGACGCUGGGUGAGCAGCCGGGAAGGUCCCGGCGAACAAGAAACGAGCGCGGGUGCAAGCCCCAGGCUGCCGCUGGGGGGCACCGCUGUGCGCUGCGCCCCGCUUCGCUCAGCGGGGGCCUUGGACACCGAACUGAGCACUGCCCUGCCGGGCACCGGGCACCGGGCGAGAGGCAGCGAAGAGCGGACGCCCCAAAGCGGGGCCUGGCUGGCGCAUGGUCCCCGGCGCCCUACGACCUUUCUCCGAGUCGCCCCGCGGACUCCGCGGUCCCCGUACCUCCCAAACCAGCCAGGCGGCGCGGCGCAGCCCGCGCCCGGUCCUUGGAGGGUGUGGAAGGUGGAUCCGGGACCCAGGGAGGGCCGCCCCCCGGGCCUGGUGGUGCUGAGCAGGGCCCCUCAGCCCCCACCUUCUGUCUCACGACAUGAACCUCCUCUACCGAAAAACCAAGCUGGAGUGGAGGCAGCACAAGGAGGAGGAGGCCAAGAGGAGCUCCAGUAAGGAGGUGGCGCCUGCGGGCCCAGUAGGGCCUGGGGCUGGCCCAGGGCCUGGGGUUCGAGUUCGGGACAUCGCCUCUCUGCGCCGCUCCCUCAGGAUGGGCUUCAUGACAAUGCCAGCCUCCCAGGAGCACACCCCCCAUCCCUGCCGCAGCGCGAUGGCCCCUCGCUCUCUCUCCUGCCACUCCGUGGGCAGUAUGGACAGUGUGGGGGGUGGGCCUGGGGGAGGCGGUGGGGGUCUCACCGAGGAUAGCAGCACACGAAGACCCCCAGCCAAGCCCCGGAGACACCCCAGCACCAAGCUCAGCAUGGCAGGGUCCAGCACAGAGACUCCCCCCAGCAAGAAGGCAGGCUCACAAAAGCCAGCCCCAGAGAGCCAAGAGUCUAACCGGAAGGUUCCUCCACAGAAGCCCAGGCGAAGCCCCAACACUCAGCUCUCUGUCUCCUUUGAUGAGUCCUGUCCCCCAGCCCCCUCUCCUCGAGGGGGUAACCUGCCCCUUCAGCGCCUCAGUAGAGGGUCCAGCAUUGCUGGGGACCCUGAGGUGGGUUCCCAAGAAGAAGAGCCAGUGUACAUUGAGAUGGUGGGGGAUGUCUUCAGGGGAGGAGGGAGAGGUGGAGGGGGCCUGACUGGCCCCCCUCUUGGGGGUGGGGGCCUGACCCCUCCAGCUGGCGCUGACUCAGACUCGGAAGAGAGUGAGGCCAUAUAUGAGGAGAUGAAAUAUCCGCUGCUCGAAGAGGCAGGGGAAGGCCGGGCCAACGGGGCCCCUCCACUGACUGCCACCUCCUCGCCACACCAGCCUCAUGCCCUCCAGCCCCACAUUCACCACCGUCCAGCCUCAGCCCUCCCAAGUCGGAGGGAUGGGACACCCACCAAGACCACACCUUGUGAAAUCCCCCCUCCCUUCCCUAACCUCCUCCAGCAUCGCCCUCCACUUCUGGCCUUCCCUCAACCCAAGUCUGCUUCCCGAACCCCUGGCGAUGGGGUCUCGAGGCUACCAGUCCUCUGCCACUCCAAGGAGCCAGCUGGCUCCACCCCAGCUCCCCAAGUGCCUGCCCGAGAGCGGGAGACGCCUCCCCUACCGCCUCCGCCUCCUGCUGCCAACUUGCUGCUGCUGGGACCCUCGGGCCGGGCCCGGAGCCACUCGACACCGCUGCCACCCCAGGGCUCUGGCCAGCCCCGGGGGGAGCGGGAGCUCCCCAACUCCCACAGCAUGAUCUGCCCCAAGGCGGCAGGGGCGCUGGCAGCCCCUCCUGCCCCGGCCACCUUGCUUCCCGGCCCCCCCAAGGACAAGGCCGUGUCUUACACCAUGGUGUACUCAGCAGUCAAGGUGACCACCCACUCCGUCCUGCCAGCUGGGCCUCCCUUGGGUGCUGGGGAGCCAAAGACAGAGAAGGAGAUCUCAGUCCUCCACGGGAUGCUGUGCACCAGCUCGAGGACCCCCAUACCUGGGAAAUCCAGCCCCCACGGCGGAGCCAUGGGUGCAGCAGCUGGGGUUCUCCACCACCGAGGCUGCCUGGCCUCCCCACACAGCCUUCCGGACCCAACUGCAGGCCCCCUGACCCCCCUCUGGACCUACCCAGCCUCAGCAGCUGGGCUUAAGAGACCCCCUGCCUAUGAAAGCCUCAAGGCUGGGGGGGUGCUGAAUAAGGGCUGUGGAAUGGGGGCCCCAUCCCCCAUGGUCAAGAUCCAGCUGCAGGAGCAAGGGACUGAUGGGGGUGCCUUUGCCAGUAUCUCCUGUGCCCACGUCAUCGCCAGUGCAGGGACACCAGAAGAGGAAGAAGAGGAGAUGGGCGCUGCAACAUUUGGGGCAGGCUGGGCUCUGCAGCGGAAGGUCCUAUAUGGAGGAAGGAAGGCAAAAGAGCUGGACACAGAGAUGGAAGACAAUGCCAGGUCCUGGAAUGGCAGUGCCGAGGGCCCAGCCAAGGUGGAACGUGAAGACAGGGGUCCUAUGGCAUCAGGGAUCCCAGUGAGGAGCCAGGGGGCAGAGGGCCUGCUGACCAGGAUCCACCAUGGAGGGGACCGAGGGGGGAUCCGCACAGCACUGCCCACACCCUGCCAGACCUUUCCGGCCUGCCACCGAAAUGGAGACUUCACAGGAGGCUACCGCCUGGGGCGCUCUGCCUCCACCUCCGGAGUCCGGCAGGCCGUGCUCCACACCCCCCGGCCCUGCAGCCAGCCCCGGGAUGUCCCAAGCCAGACCCACCCUGCACUGCCGCUGCCGCUGCCCCUGCAGCCCCAGCCGGCCCGAGAGAGAGAGCGCGACGGCAAGCUGCUGGAAGUGAUCGAGCGCAAGCGCUGCGUGUGCAAGGAGAUCAAGGCGCGACACCGCCCUGACCGGGGCCUCUGCAAGCAGGAGAGCAUGCCCAUCCUCCCCAGCUGGAGGCGGGGGCCGGAGCCCCGCAAGUCCGGCACUCCGCCCUGCCGCAGGCAGCACACCGUCCUCUGGGACACUGCCAUCUGAGGAAGGCAGGAGGCCAGGGCACUGGGACCGGGGAGCGGGGCGGGGUCUCUGAGAGACUUGCCUUGAAAGAGGGACACUUGAAGAACCAGGUGAGAGAGAGAGAGCCAGGGAGAAUCCCUGCCCUCCACCGAAGAUGGGGAGUCUGCCAGGCCCAUCGGGCUUGGGAUGCCAGCAGCAUCCCCAGAAAUCCGAGAGAGACAGAGGGUUUGCUUGAGGUUGGGAGUAAGGCCCUUGCUGCUCCCCUCCUCCUGAGAGGGCACAGGCCAAGCCAGAGGUCAGCAUGGGGGAGGAGGGAUGGGGAAGGGGUCAAUUGAAGGAGAGGGACUAGAGAGUGAGAGAUGAAGGAGCUCUUAUAGAGUUGGGUAUUGGGGAGGGCGUAUUUAUUUUGUGAUUUAUUUUAGUUUAGAGGGCAAUUCUGAGCCCUCCGACCUACUCCUGAGCAAGGGGUGGGGAGAAGUUAGCAAUUAAGGGAACCACGUUUGCACUCUCCCCAAUGCCUAAAGGCCCCACCAUCCAUGCCUGCCCCAAAGCAAGGGAUUGGUCUGGGGGGGCAGCAGAUUCAUUCUCAGUAUUUACAGGUCAGAGUCUGGUAGUGAGCCCGGCCCGCUGUGAAACAGGCAUCUUAUUUAGCUCUGGAGUGAGGAUCUGGCACCAGGGACGGGUGGGGUGAUGGGGAAGGAGGGAAAUUUUAGCGGGUGGGUGGAGGGCAGGGUAUUUAUUUAAAUUUUAAAAAAUCAGAAGAGAUGUCAGGAAUUUUUUUUAAUUCCUUUCUUUCAGAAUAA